AUGGUUGCUCAAAAAAACAUCGAUCGAAGUUCGUUGGUGGAGAUCAAGACGGUGAAGUUGGAUGUGAGUUGAAAAUCUGAAAAUUUUGAGCCCGAAAUCAUGAAAAACGGCCCGAAAUGGCCUAAAAUCCGAAAAUUUCCAGGAAAAACCACCCGAAUCACCGGAAAUCGUCAUUUUGGAGCAUCAGGAUGAGCCAAAACCAUCGUCCUCCGAAGAUCCCAGGUAAAAACAACGACACUCCGCGUUUACACCCCGAAAAAUGAUGCAUUUUGAGGUUUUAAACGAUACUCCGCGUUUACGCGGUUGCUUUUGCUCAAAAUUCAUCAUUUUUAGUGGUGUAAACGCGGAGUAUUGUAGUUUAAACGAUACUCCGCGAUUCCGCACUCAAAUUCUACCGAAUUUCAGACAAAUCAUCUCGCCGGCUGAAAAUAUCCCGAAAAAUGUUCAAAAGUUGUCUAGAAGUGCGAGGAAACGAUUGAGGCAAGCGAAAUUAUUGACGCCCGCUGAUUCCACACCUGCCACGUGGGUUUUGAAACGACACUCCGCGUUUACACCGUCGAAAAUGAUGGAUUUUGAGCUAGAAAUCGUCGAAAAUGACCGCGUAAUCGUGGAGUAUCGUUUAAAAGCUACAAAUAACCGCGUAAACACGGAGUAUCGUAGUUUCAAACGAUACUCCGCGAUUACGCGGUUAUUUUUCAUGAUUUUUAGCUCAAAAUCCAUCAUUUUUCGCAGUGUAAACGCGGAGUGUCGUUGUUUUUAGCGGGAAAUUCAAAAAAUUCAAAUUUUUUGCAGGAAAGAUCCGGAAAAUGGUUGGAAAAAAAUCAAAUUGAUUGGAAUUCAGGCAACAUACUACAAUGAUCUCAGCAUUUUGUUCAGGGUGAGUUUUUUUGGGCCGUAAACGUGGAGCAUCGUUUAAAAGCUAAAAAUCAUGACAAAUAACCGCGUAAACACGGAGUAUUGUAGUUUCAAACGAUACUCCACGAUUACGCGGUCAUUUUCGACGAUUUCUAGCUCAAAAUUCACCAUUUUUCACGGUGUAAACGCGGAGCAACGUUGUUUUUUUCCAGAAAACCCCCAAAAUUUUGGCCAAACAUUCGGAAGAAGUCAAAGAAGCUGCUAGGAUCUUCAAAAAUGAAUAUGUAGGUUAAAAAAAUGCGAUUUUCAUGGCUAAAAUCCGAUUUUUUUCAGAAAAGACAAGUUUUUGCACGGAAAUCUUCAGAAUCUGACCAAAAAUCCUAUUAUGAGCAAUUGAAAUCGGAAUUAUUGGCUGAAAUUGGAGCUGAAAAUUCGGAAAAAUCGAAAAAAGUGGAGAAAUUGGCUGAAAAAUAUGUGAAAACCCCCGAAAAUCGAGAAAAAUUGGCUGAAAAUCCGAAAAAUCCAAAAAUUCCCUCACUUUUCGAUGUUCAAGUCGCUGAAACCGCUCAAAACAUCCAAAUUCAGCAGCCAGCGCAAGCAGUGGUGAAAUUACGACUCUAUGAGCCGGUAUAUCAGCAGUACGGUAGGUUUUUGCACGAAAAACUACGACAUUCCGCGUUUACACCGCGAAAAAUGGUGGAUUUUGAGCUAGAAAUCGUCGAAAAUGACCGCGUAAUCGUGGAGUAUCGUUUGAAACUACGAUACUCCGUGUUUACGUGGUUAUUUGUCAUGAUUUGUAGCUUUUAAACGAUACUCCACGAUUACGCGGCUCAAAAUUCAUCAUUUUUCGCCGUGUAAACGCGGAGCAACGUUGUUUUUGCAGCCGCAGCCCCAAUCUACACCCAACAAUAUCUCCAACCACAAAUACAGUACCCCACACCUCCAAUUUUGGCGCCAAAAGAAUUAUCGAUUGAUUUCGGCAUCCCGCAGCCGAUUCGCAAAGAAAAAUGCCAAGAAAAAAUGUCCGAGGAGCAAAUCGCUCAACUUUUGCAAAGAAUUCGAGACGCCUCGAAGUCGCCGGAGAGAAAUGGUGAGAUUUCAACGAUGCUCCGCGUUUACACGGCGAAAAAUGAUGAAUUUUGAGCUAGAAAUUGUGGAUUUUUGAGUUUUAAACGAUGCUCCGCGUUUACGCCGCGAAAAAUGAUGCAUUUUGAGCUAAAAAUCGUGGAUUUUUGAAUUUUAAACGAUACUCCGCGUUUACGCCGCGAAAAAUGAUGCAUUUUGAGCUAAAAAUCGUGGAUUUUUGAUUUUUAAACGAUACUCCGCGUUUACGCCGCGAAAAAUGAUGCAUUUUGAGCUAAAAAUCGUGGAUUUUUUGAUUUUUAAACGAUACUCCGCGUUUACGCGGUGAAAAAUGAUGCAUUUUGAGCUAAAAAUCGUGGAUUUUUUGAUUUUUAAACGAUACUCCGCGUUUACGCCGCGAAAAAUGAUGAAUUUUGAGCUAGAAAUCGUGGAUUUUCGAUUUUUAAACGAUACUCCGCGUUUACGCCGCGAAAAAUGAUGCAUUUUGAGCUAGAAAUCAUCGAAAAUGACCGCGUAAUCGUGGAGUAUCGUUUGAAACUACAAUACUCCACGGAAAAUCAUGAAAAGUCGGAGAUUUUUGAUUUUUAAACGACGCUCCGCGUUUACGCCAUGAAUUUUGAGCUAGAAACCAUGAAAAAUGACCGUGUAAUCGUGGAGUAUCGUUUAAAACUACAAUAUUCCGCGUUUACACCUCAUAAUGCACUAUUUUUAGUGGUGUAAACGCGGAGUGUCGUUUAAAAUUCAUCAAACUUCUUCCAGAUUCCCCACCACCACCAACAUCCAGCCAAUACAUCCAAACUCAGGCCUAUCCAGGCCCCUCUCAGGCCUAUCCAGGCCCCUCUCAGGCCUUUUCAGGCCCCUCACAAGUCGGCCCCGGCUACAAUCUACUCGCCGAUCGUUGGUGGGAAAAACCACUGCCGCAAGUUCAGCCAGAUGCUAGAACUAUGGCUGAGAAUCUGGUGAAUGGAAUUAUUGAUGAAAGUGUGUUUGAGAUACAGUUGAGAGAGCAACAGGCACGAAUUCAGGUGAAAAACUACGAUGCUCCGCGUUUACAGGGUGAAAAAUGAUGGAUUUUGAGCUAAAAACGAUACUCCACGUUUACGCGGUCAUUUUCCAUGAUUUUUAGCUCAAAAUGCAUCAUUUUUCGAGCUGUAAACGCGGAGUGUCGUUUAAAAUCCAAAAUUUCUCCAGGCUAAAGCUGCUGAAGAAGAAAUGGCGGUGAAAAAUCGCCUCGCAGAGAUCGAACGUCAACUUCGAGCCAUUGAUCGAGAAGAUCUGGGUUCAACAUCGAUGGAACACGAAUUCGAGCGACGCGAAAUCGAAUUACGACAACGAGAGGCGCGUCUGAAACAGAUGGAAGAGGAAUUUUGGAGAAAUCGAAGUUCUGGGUGCGUUUUCCGAUGGUUUUGAUGGAAAAAUCGAGAUUUUUGAGGUUUUUUUACCCGGAAAAUCGCGAUUUUUGAGGUUUUUUAACCCAAAAAUCGAAAAAAUCUAGUAUUUUCUACUAUUUUCCCGCCUAAAAAUCAUGGGGGACUAGUUUUCCCCCAAUAUUUUUCUAGGCCAGCUAGCAAAAACCACUAUUUAAACGACACUCCGCGUUUACACCUGGGUUUUUUUGCGUGUUUGAUUAUUUUUUAGAUCUAGGACAAGGUUCUAGGCCUAGAUCAGGAAGAUCAGGGCCAGUCUAGAUCUAGGCUAGAUCUCAAGCCUGGAUGUUCUAGAUCGAGUCUAGAUCUAGAUCUUAAGCCUAGAUUUCAAGGUCAGGCCUAGAUCUAGAUCUCAAGCCUGGAUGUUCCAGAUUCCAGCCUAGAUCUAGAUCUACCAUCAGAUCUGAAGCCUAAGCCUAGAUUUCAAGGUCAGGCCUAGAUCUAGAAUUUAAGCCUGGAUGUUCUAGAUCGAGUCUAGAUCUAGAUCUACCAUCAGAUCUGAAGCCUGGAUGUUCUAGAUCGAGCCUAGAUCUUUCGAUAUUUCCAGAUCUACUAGAUAUUCCCCACCACCAACAACUUCAACACAUCCGAACUUCUCCUCCGAUCCUUAUUACUAUCAAAAUCCGAAUUCUUUCCAAUUCGCUCCGCCCAUCUACGAAAAUCCGAUAAAAAUCUCGUCCGCUUCCAACAAAAAACCGGCUGCCAAACACAUGAAACGAAGAGGUUUUCACUCAUUUUUUUUUUUGAAUAUCGAUUUUUGGCGCCAAAAAUUGCGCAUUUUUCGCGCCAAAACGUGGAUUUUUUUUUGCAAAUUUUCCAGAUGCCGCUGCGCCUUUCGAAGAUGAUGAUCUGACCAGAAAUCAGAGACGGCAGCGACGAAAGCGGACAUCGCAGGAGAAAUUGGAGCGAGAGCAAGGUGGUGAGUCGAAAAACUACGAUACUCCGCGUUUACACCUCGAAAAUUGGUGGAUUUUGAGCCGAAAUCCGUUGUUUUCGAGGUUUUUAACGAUGCUCCGCGUUUACACCGCGAAAAAUGAUGGAUUUUGAGCCGAAAUCCGUCGUUUUGAGGUUUUAAACGAUACUCCGCGUUUACGCUGUCCGAAAUCAGUAAUUUCGAGGUUUUAAACGAUGCUCCGCGUUUACGCUGUCCGAAAUCAGUAAUUUCGAGGUUUUAAACGAUGCUCCGCGUUUACGCUGUCCGAAAUCAGUAAUUUCGAGGUUUUAAACGAUGCUCCGCGUUUACGCUGUCCGAAAUCAGUAAUUUCGAGGUUUUAAACGAUGCUCCGUGUUGACACCUCGAAAAAUGAUGGAUUUUGAGCCGAAAUCUGUCGUUUUUCAGGUUUUAAACGAUACUCCACGUUUACACCUCGAAAAAUGAUGGAUUUUGAGCUCGGAAUCGUGGAGUAUCGUUUAAACUAAGUGUAAUUGCGGGAUUUUUGAUCUACCACCAUUUUUUUGUUUGUUUGUAUAAUGAAACUACGACACUCCGCUUUUACACCUGGAGAGAAUUCCACGUGGAAGAUUCUUUUGAAGGUGUAAUUCUGGAGCGUUGUAGUUUUUGUGUCCUACGACACUCCGCCCAUUACACGUGGCGUUUUUGCCACCUGAAACUACGAAACUCCACGUUUACACCUCGAAAUUGUUUGCAGCAAAACGCUCGAACUUCUACGAUCAUCUCGAUCCGAUCAGCGACGAUGAUCAGGAUCAGAAUCAAUAUCAACAUCAAGAUCCGUCGAUUAUGGUGACAAUGCCGCAUCAAAUGAGAGGUACAACGAUGCUCCGCGUUUACACCGUGAAAAAUGACGCAUUUUCAUUUUUCGAGGUGUAAACGCGGAGUAUCGUUGGAAUUUUGCAGAUUUCAAUGAGGCUAGACGUCCAAGAUAUACACCGCCGAAGGAUUUGGUUUAUGUACAGGUGAUUUUGGGGGGCCGGGCCUGAAUCGGGCCUGAAAAUGGGCCUGAGAAAGGCCUAUAAGGAAACCUCUAAAUUAGGGCCUUAAAGAUGCCUUAAAUUAGGCCUAAAAUAGGGCCUUAAGGCCUUAAAAUGAGCGUUAAAAGGCUUUAAAUAAGGCCUAAAAUAUACCUUAAAUUAGGCCUAAAAGGCACUGAAUCUAAGCUUAAAAUAGGGCCUUAAAAAGGCCUAAAAUAGGGCCUUAAACAUAGCCUUAAUUAGGGCCUUAAGGCCUUAAAUUAGGCCUUAAAUAUACCUUAAAUUAGGCCUAAAAUAGGGCCUUAAAGAAGGCCUAAAAUAGGGCCUUAAAUAUACCUUAAAUUAGGCCUAAAAGGCCAUGAAUCUAAGCCUAAAUAUACCUUAAAUUAGGCCUUAGAUAUACCUUAAAGGAAGCCUUAAUUAGGGCCUUAAAAUAUGCCUUAAAUUAGGGCCUUAAGACCUUAAAAUGAGCCUUAAAAAUUUUUCUAACAAAAAAAAAUCAAUAAUUUUUAUCUUAUCAAUAUUUUUCCCGAUUUUUUUUCCAAAAAAAAAUUUUCCGAUUUUUUCAGGUUUCCGAUGAGGAAGAUCAAUAG
Molecule: messenger RNA, 5887 nt
Organism: Caenorhabditis angaria
Lineage: Eukaryota; Metazoa; Nematoda; Chromadorea; Rhabditida; Rhabditidae
Source: the annotation of a GenBank genome assembly